Molecule: messenger RNA, 2374 nt
Organism: Patiria miniata (bat star)
Lineage: Eukaryota; Metazoa; Echinodermata; Asteroidea; Valvatida; Asterinidae
Gene: gclm
Product: glutamate--cysteine ligase regulatory subunit-like
Exons: 6
Coding region: 219-1049 (276 amino acids)
Biological process (GO): glutathione biosynthetic process
Cellular component (GO): glutamate-cysteine ligase complex
Molecular function (GO): glutamate-cysteine ligase catalytic subunit binding; enzyme regulator activity
Source: RefSeq, a predicted model, not a curated record
AUCCUGAACUUCUGAAGAAAACCGAGAAAGGUUUAUUCAGAAAUCGACACACGUACUUAGUUCUCAUCUCAACUCUAUUUCAAGACCUAGACUAGAGCUGCAGACGGGCUGAGCUAAACUUUGACCUUGACCACCCUGCCACACAUUGCUCUGUAUUCAAGAGCCGUCCUGCAGGUUUCUUUCGUCAGUCAGCUCAGUAGCAGCUCGCUGGUCAAACAAUGGGAACGGAGGGCCCAGCCAGAUUCCCCACAGCGUCGCUCAUGUACAUCAGUCCAGGCAACAUCCUGAACUACCACAAUCUGAAGAAGACAAUCCCCAAGACAUCAACGGACGAGCUUAAGAUGGUGCUCAACAACGCCCUGAAGCUCUCCCCCUCAAGCUCGCCGAUCAUAGACAACAUCACCAACAACAAGAGUGAGGAGGUAGUGUUCUCAGACCCCAACCCCAAGAUAGAAUACAGCGGCUGCGUUACCCCCGACGAGGUGAAGAUCACCGUCAAGCUGAUGCUGAGUAACGCUGAUAUGGGCAUCGCCACGCAGGCAGUGGCCAUGGCCCUCAAGGAACUGGGAACCAGCAAGAUAGAUGGCGUGCUUCUCUCAAUGCCGGCCAGGCCGUUUGACGAAGAGCUGACCGUCGAUCACUACAAGCCAGUCUGGAAGGAGCUGGAGGAACUGGUCCGACAGGACCGGAUCAAGACACUGGGAGUGUGCGACAUGGAACUGGGGAUGCUCACGGAAUUUUAUUCUUGGGCGCAGGUCAAGCCCACCACCAACCAGAUGAACCAAGCCUCCUGCUGUGUCAUUCCUCCAGCACUCAAAGAGUUUGCCAACGAGAACACUAUCCAGCUGGUCUCCCAUUCAGACUCAAAUGAUAUUCUUCCCCCGGAUGUUUUCCAAGAUGUUCUGCGGACCCACUACCCAGAGCAUGCCGACUCGGCCAGCUGGCAUCCAUCCUGGGUCCUACGCUACACAGCGCUGAUCAAGAACCGUGGAAUCAUCACGACCAAGGGUUACAUAGUCAGAGCUCAGCGGGUACUACCUCUUAACUAAAGAUAACAGAUGUUAUGUAAAUUAAUACAUGCUGCUACACAUUUUGAUAUUUUGGAUUUGUCAGUCACUGACAUCGUAUUACGGACUGUAAACUCAGUGCUAUCCAGAGCUUGAAAAAGUGGGGGGUUCGAGUCCCACCCGAGAAAGCUGGUAAAUUUUUUUUAUUUCGCACAAGUUCUACGUAUUCAGGGCUUUUAAACAUUAAGCACUGGUGAAGGGCAAAAUCGAUUAUUAGUACAUGUAUCUAAAUUUCUGACGCAAAAGUCUGUUGUUUUAACAGAGACUCUGUAAUUUGCCAAAUUUUUGCAUGCCACUUACAUUUGUCAAAUGGAAUUUACCACUUAGAAGGUACAUAUGAGCAAUGUCUUUGGCAUUUUUUGAAAAACAUUCAUGCAUACAUUGUUUGUAAAUUUUGAUAGUGUUUGCAUCUCUACAGCGUAGUGUCAUGAAUUGUGGCCAAUUUUGGCCUAUAGCAUUUUACUGCUUUCAAAAGUAUUGAGUUUUGCAAGCUUUGGGAUAUAUAAUUCUAAUUUUUUGAUCCGAGGAUCAAAUUAUUUGUAUAGAAUGCCUGCAGAUAAUGUGAAGCUUUUUUUUGCUAAAAUCUUUUGCUAUUGUUGGGAAUAAUGCAACCAAACAGUAUGCAGCCUCAAUCGAAAGACAAAAUAUUUCAUUUUGUCAAAACUUUCAACUUAAAUGGAUAUUUGUACAGAAUCAGCGAGGGGUCUAUUUUUUAAAAGGUGUUUCAUAUGUAAAUAAUCCUGCUAAACAUAUAGAGGAAAUUUGAAUAUUUUUGUGUAAAAUACUUUUCCCCACUAAUAAUCAUUGUACAUUUUCUUUAUUAUUUCGAUUUUUUUCUAAGCACACUUUCUCGAACUUUUUAAAACUGUUCAGUUUAGUAUUUUAGGAGCAAACAGUUUGUGCCCAGUGGCUGCUCUAAACUUCACAAUUUUAUUAAGCCUAAAUAGCCAAAGUGCAGCCUCGGGUUUUGCGGUAUUUUAGGUUUAAAAACCACCUACUCUGAUUUAGCUGUGAAUUUAGAAUCUAAACUGACGUUGUGAUAGAGUCUAAUCCCAAAUCGAGUCGCAAUUGUUUUAACACGGGAUGAAAAAAUGACCAAGAAUGUCUCCAUGGCAGAUCAUUUGAACCGCUUGUGAUUCGGCACCAGACUCAACGACUUGGGAUCGACUUAAAAUUGCGUUCCCCACGCUCGUCACCAAAUUCAUAUAUUUUCCAUAAAUAUAUUUUCAUUAUGAGCACAAACAAAUCCACUAUGCGAGCAGACUUGCUACUGGUCCGCACCUUAUCUGUACUGAUUGUGGGGGGGG